Anopheles marshallii is the source of this 1077-nucleotide messenger RNA. RefSeq names its product innexin inx2. Gene Ontology annotation, biological process: phototransduction. The record is from RefSeq and is a predicted model, not a curated record. NCBI's taxonomy places the organism in Eukaryota, Metazoa, Arthropoda, Insecta, Diptera, Culicidae. Gene Ontology annotation, cellular component: gap junction; plasma membrane. The transcript has a single exon. Gene Ontology annotation, molecular function: gap junction channel activity. Bases 1 to 1077 code for a protein of 358 amino acids.
AUGUUUGAUGUAUUCGGAUCCGUGAAGGGUCUGCUGAAGCUAGACCAGGUGUGCAUCGAUAACAACAUCUUCCGGCUCCAUUACAAAGCGACGGUCAUCAUCCUAAUAGCGUUCUCGCUGCUAGUCACUUCGCGACAAUACAUCGGCGAUCCGAUUGAUUGCAUCGUCGAUGAGAUUCCGCUGAACGUAAUGGACACAUACUGUUGGAUCUACUCCACGUUCACCAUCCCGAACCGCCUGACCGGAAUCGCCGGCAAGGACAUCGUGCAGCCGGGUGUCGCGAGCCACGUCGACGGUCACGAUGAGGUGAAGUACCAUAAGUACUACCAGUGGGUGUGCUUCGUCCUGUUCUUCCAAGCCAUGCUAUUCUACGUACCCCGCUACCUAUGGAAGACGUGGGAAGGCGGCCGGAUCAAGAUGCUGGUUCUCGAUCUCAAUAUGCCCAUCAUGAACGAAGAGGCGAAGGAGCGCAAGAAGAUCCUGGUCGACUAUUUCGCGGACAACAUUAAGGGCCACAACUUCUACGCGAUGCGGUUCUUCUUCUGCGAGGUGUUGAAUUUUGUGAACGUGCUUGGUCAGAUUUACUUUAUGGACUUUUUCCUCGACGGAGAGUUCUCGACGUACGGUAGCGAAGUGGUACGCUUCACUGAGAUGGAACCGGAAGAGCGUGGUGAUCCGAUGGCCCGUGUCUUCCCAAAGGUAACCAAAUGUACCUUCCACAAGUAUGGUCCCUCCGGAAGCGUGCAGAAAUUCGACGGACUGUGUGUGCUGCCGUUGAACAUCGUGAACGAGAAGAUCUACGUGUUCUUGUGGUUCUGGUUCAUCUUGCUCACCAUUCUGACCGGCAUCUCGCUGAUGUACCGCUUUGCCGUAAUUAUGCUGCCCAAACUGAGGCUGCUAAUGCUGCGCGCUCGCUCCCGGCUGUCGGCGCACGACGAGGUGGAACUGAUCGCUUCCCGGUGCCAGAUGGGCGAUUGGUUCAUACUGUAUCAGCUGGGCAAGAAUAUCGAUCCGCUCAUCUACAAGGAGAUCAUCUGCGAUCUGGCCCAGAAGGUCGAGGGCAAGGAGAUCGUAUAA